Messenger RNA from Hypomesus transpacificus, 4249 nucleotides. It is a transcript of the gene kcnh3, whose product is annotated as potassium voltage-gated channel, subfamily H (eag-related), member 3. Gene Ontology annotation, biological process: regulation of membrane potential; potassium ion transmembrane transport. Gene Ontology annotation, molecular function: voltage-gated potassium channel activity. The record is from RefSeq and is a predicted model, not a curated record. Gene Ontology annotation, cellular component: membrane. NCBI's taxonomy places the organism in Eukaryota, Metazoa, Chordata, Actinopteri, Osmeriformes, Osmeridae.
GCGCGCAAGGAGGAGCCUGCUCCGUUCACAGCAGCAUCAGCACCUAAACUGGCGUUAUCCAAAACGCUGCGCUGUGAAAAGUCACAGUUUUAACGCCGUGCAAAUUCCGCCUAAUCAAACUGCCUACCUAAUUUACCGAUUAUAUAGCGUUCUAGACUGGCUAAGUAUAAGGGUUUGCGGUCCAACGACCCGUAAUGUGCGGAUUCUUCUGAAGGAUAUGGUCACAACCCCGGUCUCAAAGUGGAGCCACGCGUAUCUCGGAUCGGCGCGCUCCUCCAGGGGCUAGGAUGCGCGCCAGGUACAUCCCGAUUCUUGCCCGGCUUCGGAUCUGAGCAAGAGUCCAAUGCCCCGGGGCGCCGUGGCAGGAGAACACAGUCGACUCGGUCCAGGAUGCCGGUCAUGAGAGGUCUGUUGGCACCACAGAACACCUUCCUGGACACCAUCGCCACCCGCUUCGAUGGCACCCACAGCAACUUUGUACUCGGAAACGCCCAGGUCCAGUCCCUUUACCCAAUUGUCUACUGCUCCGAUGGCUUCUGCGAGCUCACUGGCUAUGCACGCGCCGAGCUCAUGCAGAAGAGCUGCGCGUGUCACUUCCUGUACGGGCCGGAGACCAGCGACCGUCUCACAGCCAGAUCCAGGGGGGCACUUGAUGACAGGAGGGAGUUCAAGACCGAGUUGGUCUUCUACAAGAAGGAAGGUACCCAGUUUUGGUGUCUGCUUGACAUCGUCCCCAUCAAGAAUGAGAAGGGUGAGGUGGUUCUGUACCUGGUGUCCCACAAAGAUAUCACAGACAACAAAAAGGACCAGGACUCAGAACAGGGCCCAGAGACAGAUGAGGAGACCGGGCUGAGGGUGCACCAGGUCACCCGUCCCCCAGGCUUCAAUACGAACCGUCGGCGCAGCAGGGCCGUGCUCUACCACCUGUCUGGACACCUGCAGAAACAGGACAAGAGCAAGCUCAAGCUCAACAAUAACAUGUUUGGGGAGAAGCCUCCCAUCCCAGAGUACAAGGUGGCAGCCAUUCAGAAGUCUCGUUUCAUCCUCCUCCACUAUGGAACUUUUAAGGCCGGCUGGGAUUGGCUGAUCCUGCUGGCCACCUUUUACGUGGCGGUCACUGUGCCCUAUAACGUGUGUUUCACUGUUUUGGGGGGGCGGGAGGAGGGCAGCCCAGCCCCCAGGAGCCCCCCCAGUGUCAGCGACAUCCUGGUGGAGAUCCUCUUUAUGCUGGACAUCCUGCUCAACUUCCGCACCACCUUUGUGAGCACGUCAGGCCAGGUGGUGUACGACGCCCGCUCCAUCUGCGUGCAUUACGUCACCACCUGGCUGUUUGUGGACCUGAUCGCUGCCCUGCCCUUUGACCUCCUCUUUGCUUUUAACGUCAGCGUGUACUUUGGGGUGCACCUGCUGAAGACAGUGCGGCUGCUCCGGCUGCUGCGCUUGCUUCAGAAGCUGGAGCGCUACUCCCAGUACAGCGCUGUGGUGCUCACCCUGCUCAUGUCCACCUUCGCCCUCAUCGCUCACUGGAUGGCCUGCGUCUGGUACUUCAUCGGGCGGACCGAGAUCGAGAGCACCGUGCCCGGGACCUGGGACAUCGGAUGGUUACACGAGCUGGCCAAGCGUCUAGGCACCCCGUACACCCUGUCCCCUCUGGCCACAAUGCCCUCUUAUUCGCUGAACCCGGCAAUCGUUGACUCGCUCCACGCCAACAGCAGCCAAUGGAACGUGUCGACGUCCGAGUCGGCCGGGAGAGACUCGUGGAACUCCAGCCAAUGGAACGGGACUGGGGCGGGAGCAGUGAGCGGGGCGGGGUCUGGUUCGGGGGCGGGGGGGAUGGGUCAAGGUGGGGGCUUGCUGGAGGGCGGGCCGUCGGUACGGAGCUCCUACGUGACGUCCCUGUACUUUGCCCUGAGCAGUCUGACCAGCGUGGGCUUCGGAAACGUGUCAGCCAACACCGACUCUGAGAAGAUCUUCUCCAUCUGCACCAUGCUUAUAGGAGCCCUGAUGCACGCGGUGGUGUUCGGGAACGUGACGGCCAUCAUCCAGAGGAUGUACUCGCGGCGCUCCCUGUACCACACGCGCACCAAGGACCUGAAGGACUUCAUCAGGGUGCACCGCCUGCCCAAGGCCCUGGAGCAGCGCAUGCUGGAGUGCUUCCAAACCACCUGGUCGGUCAACAACGGCAUCGACGUCAACGAGCUGCUGAAGGACUUCCCGGACGAGCUGAGAGCCGACAUCGCCAUGCACCUGAACAAGGAGCUGCUGCAGCUGCCCCUGUUUGAGUCUGCCAGCAGGGGGUGCCUGCGCUCCCUGUCCCUCAUCAUCAAGACGUCCUUCUGCGCCCCCGGAGAGUUCCUCAUCCGCCAGGGAGAUGCCCUGCAGGCCAUCUACUUCGUCUGCUCUGGGUCUAUGGAGGUCCUCAAGGACAACACUGUCCUGGCUAUACUGGGUAAAGGGGACCUGAUUGGCUCAGACUCCCUGACCAAAGAGCAGGUGAUCAAGACCAACGCCAACGUGAAAGCCCUGACCUACUGUGACCUGCAGUACAUCAGUCUGAAGGGCCUGCGCGAGGUGCUCCGCCUCUACCCCGAGUACGCCCAGAAGUUCAUCAGCGAGAUCCAACACGACCUGACCUACAACCUAAGAGAGGGCCAUGGGGCUGAUGUGGACUGGGAGAGUAAUGGAGGCCUGGUGAAGAAGCUUCCCUCUAUCAAGGAGGAUGAGGAAGGCGAUGAAGAGCAGAGCUCAGUGUCCCUCGCUCCCCGUUCCCCCCUGCGCCUCACCAGGGGUCUGAACUCGCCCCUGCGCUCCCCCCUCCUGGCCCCCCGUCCCUUCCGCCCCCCCUCUGAGCACACCCGGCCCUCCACCCUGCAGAUCCCUGUGGUCAGUUUCUGCAGCGCCCCCCCCGAGCUGAGCCCCAGAUUUGUAGACGGGAUCGAGACAGAGAUCUAUGCCAACUCCUCCCAGAAGUUUGAGUUCAUCUCCAGUUUGUCCCCAGCCGGCCCGCCCUCCCCUGGACCAGGAAGCCUCGAGCAGUCAGAGAUCAAGAAGAGCGUGCUGAAGUUGAGUGAAGAGAUGAGCAGUCUCUCCAAGCAAGUCAGUCAGCUGAGCCAAGAGCUCCAGGAAAUGAGCCGUCUGCUCCGGCCCCUCCUCCUAGUGGGACCUCAAGCGAUGCUGACCACCCUCACUCCUACGCUGACCCCGCCCCCCUGCAGCGCCGUCUUACCAUCCACCAGCAUCCCCGCGGUGGUCCCUCCCCCGGCCCCGCCCUCUUCCCCUCAGCUCCCUGCCCAGUCGUGCUCCCUAUUGGACAGAGUAGACAGCGGAGGCGUGGACCUGCCCGGCUGUCUUCUUCCCACCCCGCCACAACAGAGGGCUCCGGCCCAGCGCCAGACCCCGGCCUCUCCAGGGAGACCCUCCAAGAACGCAGCCCACUCCAGCCCUCCCUCCCCUGGACUAGGAGACGCAGAGGGGCCCCCUGUCUUCCCCAACAUCCCUGUUCCAAGGAAUGGAUUCUACCCCACCUGCCAGGACCAACCGCCUUUGGCCUCCCACACGCCGUCCCCAUCCCUCUCCUUCUCUCUGUCUCUGUCCUCUUCCCCCUCCCUCUCUCCCUGCCUGGGUCCCCACCACUCUCGAGCCGGCUGCCAGUCCAGCAACAACCAGGGCCUCUUGCCCCCGCCCCCCUCCCAGGACACCCCGCCCCCGCACUCCUCCCAUUGCUCUGCUCCUGCGUCACUCAGCUCCUCGCCCGGAGACCACAGGCCGAGGGCCAGCACUUCCUCUUCCUCCUCCACUCCCGUCAUCCCUCCUCCUUCCUGUCCGCACCCGUCCCCCCUCUCUUCGUUCUCCCUGGACUGCGUGGAGGGAAGGCGGAGGAGCGCGCCGGGGAGGGGCCGGCCAGGGGAGCGGCAGCUGGAGCUGGAGAUGCAGGAGUGGGGGACAGAGUCGGAGGAGACGGAGGAUGGAAGAUCCUCCACGGAGCACAUCAGCUUCAUAGACGAGGAGGGGCCUGCUCUGUGACAGAGGGAAACACAGAGAGAGAGAGAGACAUAGAGAGAGACAUAGAGAGAGACAGAGAGAGAGAGAGAGAGAGAGAGAGAGAGAGAGAGAGAGAGAGAGAGAGAGAGAUGAUGAAAGAGCACCUGUGAGUCGGUGUGGUUCCCAUCCAGGUGGGCAGACAGAAGAAGAGAGGGGGAGGAGCCUGGCAGUGGCGUGUUCAGGGAGUGGCCUAGGGUGGCACGGGCCA